Messenger RNA from Thamnophis sirtalis, 906 nucleotides. The record is from RefSeq and is a predicted model, not a curated record. Lineage: Eukaryota; Metazoa; Chordata; Lepidosauria; Squamata; Natricidae.
AUGCAAUAUGUUGAACAACAAGAGGAAGUCAGAUCCAAUUCUAGAAAAAGCCUAGAAUUUAAACAUGGAGUAUUCACAUAUAUUGAUACUCUAUAUCAGUAUUUUGCACAUUGCAUCGAAUUGGGUGUUGGUAAUAAAGAAGAACACGCAGUGCUUCUGUGUAAUUAUCUUCUGUACAUUGGGAAAAAAGCCUGGGUAUUAUUAGGAACAUCUGUGUUAGAAGGGAAAGUAGCUUAUGUUGCAACACAAGAAAAUGGAGAAUAUUUUCUGUGGAAUCCCCUGAGCGGCCACUGCUAUAAGCAGUUUGAUGCAUUUUGCCCCCUACAGAGUGUUGAUUGCUUAAUCAGCUGGGAAAAUGUCUGGUUUAACAUUCAACAAAACAAUUCACCAAUGUGCACCAGUUUUGACAUUUCAAAAGAAAGCUUUUGGAAACAAUUACUUCCAUACAAUUUCCAGAAUUCAAAAACACAAACUGUGCAGCCAGAAAAAAUAUUUUAUGUUGCAACGGAUGGAAGUUUGGUAGAUGAAUUACAAAAUAGAAUUGAAAAAACAUUAAAAAAUAAAAUAAUGGAAUGGCGAUCUCAUCUUCCAACUCGAUGGCAUCGACAGUGUACUAGUGUUUUAAGACAAAUUCUUCCUAAGCUUGAGCUUAGAAAUGGACAUAUAACCAAAGAAAAAGAAGAAAGUUAUUUGGAGGCUUUUCAAGAGCAUUAUUGGGUUACAGGAUUUCCUUUACAGAUGCCAUACCUAGAUAUCCCAUCAAUAACUGAGGCGGUUUAUCAGACAGGAAUUCAUUCUUCAGAAAUUCCCUAUACAGAAUUUGCUCUUGCUGUGUAUGUUCAUCCUUAUCCAAAUAAGAUUUUAUCUGUUUGGAUCUACUUAGUAUCUUUGGUUUGUCAUCAGUAA